AUUCAUAAUAUUGAUACCCAAUCAUCUCCAGGCCCUUCGAGUCUCUUUGAUGAUCACGAAAAUUUGUUCACGUCUCGUCGGUGGCGUUUCAUUUUACAUGAAUGUCGCUUCUCUUCGCCAGAUGACUCACCUGUCGAUGCUAAAAUAUUCGCAUCCAUGAUGUAAAAACACACCCGUGUCGCGUCUAUGAAUUCUAUGCACAUCGAUAAAUGCGUGUUCAUCUUGCAAUUUGCCGCAUUCAAACAAGCUGAAACAAGCUGUUGCUGAUUGUUGCAAAGGUUUGUUUUUUCUUGAAUUAAACUUGAUGACAGCGAGAGUCAUUAGGACCAUAUCCUGAAAAGAAAUUACGGGACAACUUAACAGCGUUUGUAAAUCGACAUCUAAUGCGUCGCGAGGCAAAGUAAUAUACACGAACUCUAUUAUGUCGUCCGUAAUUUUGAUUUUGAGACGUAAUUAAGAUAUUUAUGAUAAAAUUAAACGAUGGAGCAGCCCAAAAGAGCCGCACCUAACGAGGAGUUAAAAAUUCUCGAACCGGUCCUAAUAAAAGUCGGCACGGACGAACGGAUUCACAUCGAUAAAAACGAGUUCAAGAUCGGACGCGCAAGAGACAAUGACGAGAUUAUAUUGGAUACCAUGAUCUCUAGAAAACACUGCGUCUUUAGAUGUGAAGGCCAAGACGAAUGGACGAUAAAGAACUUAAGCUCUUCCACAACAAUAAUGGUCAACAAUCAAAUUCUGGCCACUGGCGAAGUACAAACUGUCCGUUCCGGUGAUAUCAUACAAUUAAGUUUUAAUGAAACGUUCAAAUAUGUAUUCACCCUUACCGAGACAGAGCACCGUGUUAAGAAGCCACGUAUAGACGAAAAGAUACUCGACUCUGUUUUGGUCAAGCAGAAAACUUUUGCCGAAAGCCAAGAAAGCCAGAGGAAAGAGUUGAGAAAUAAGCUUGAGAUAAAACAGAAGGAGCAAAUCGUAUUAAAGCAACAGCUCGAAGAUCUGUUGUCGCAGCAAGCUAUGGCUAAAGACGACAAGGAAAACUUGUUGAAGCAAAUUGCAGUGUUGGAAGAUAAGAUAAAGGCGUGUAAUACUCAGGAAGAGAAUCUGAAUAGCAUGUAUUCUCAAUUAUUGGAAAAGUUGGAAAACGAAAGGCUGCAGUUUGAGGCGAGGAUAAACGAGGAGAAACAGAAAUGGCAAGAGGCGUUAGAGAUGAGUAAGCAAGAGAAGGAGAUGUUGGAGGUAAAGAUGAAAGAUCAAAUGGAGAAGUGGAGAGAGGAGCAGCAAGCGGAAUGGAAGAAGAUGAUGGAGAGCAAGGUGAAGGAAGAGAAGGACAUUCAGGCCCAGUUAUUGAAUGAGAAGAUUAUGUUAGAAGCGAAAUUGAAAGAGACGGAGCAAGCCUUGAAGGAACAGGAAGCAAAAGCAGAAACUUCACAGGCAAUAUUGAAUAUAAACGCAGAUGAAACUGUCGCGAGUACAUCGGAGUGUAUAUUCGUGAACUUGAACGGCGAUCAGUACGAGGUUCCGCAAUAUGAAAUAAUAGACACGAUAGAUCUGACCGAGUUAAGUCAAAAUAUUCUAGAGACCAACAUUAAGGAAAGCGUCCUCGGAAAAGUGAGCGACAUAAUGGAUGAACAACUGACGUGCUCCAUAUGCUCGGAAUUAUUUGUCAAUGCAACGACGUUGAAUUGCGCGCACACCUUCUGUCAUCACUGUAUAAAAUCGUGGAACAGGAGACGGAAGGACUGUCCCGUCUGUAGGAAGCCAGUAAUAUCGAUGAUUAGAUCGUUAGUUCUAGAUAAUUUUAUUGAGAGUAUGAUCGACAACUUGCCUCCCGAACUUAAAAACAAAAGAAAGGAACUUAUACAAGAAAGGCAAGUCUGCACUUCUGUUUCAGCAUCGGAAAAGAACAAACGACCGUAAUUAUAAAGCACAAGUCGAAACGCAAAAAGACGGGUACUGUAGUAUUUUAUUUUUAUGUUAUAUCUUAAGAAGAAUAUUUACUGUUAAUUAUAUCUCAAGAAGAAUAUUUAUUGUCUAGUUAGUCAAACAAUUUGUACACCGUGUUGGUGAAGUUUUGCUCUCUAAAUACUCUCGAAAAUUCAAGUUUUAUUUUUAUAAAAAAGAUAUCCUUUGAAACAUCUUUUUUUUUAUUUCAUCGUUUUAUUCAUUUGCAUUGUCCGUAUAUAUGAUAGGUAAAAAUAUGACAUGUAUGUAUAAUUAAUGAAAUAUUUUUAUAAAACGUUUUUCUACUUAU
Molecule: messenger RNA, 2251 nt
Organism: Wasmannia auropunctata (little fire ant)
Lineage: Eukaryota; Metazoa; Arthropoda; Insecta; Hymenoptera; Formicidae
Product: E3 ubiquitin-protein ligase RNF8-B-like
Exons: 4
Coding region: 481-1917 (478 amino acids)
Molecular function (GO): protein binding
Source: RefSeq, a predicted model, not a curated record